AUGAGCCUGCCAAAAGCUUUCGCCUCGCCCGAAGAAUACUUCGAAGAAUGCUUCGACUUCUUCACAAAAUACAAAUUCGUCCUCGACGGAAUGAAUACUGACAUACUGAUCAACAAUACCUUGGAUAAUAUAAAUAUUCCUUGCUUGGAAUUCUUGGAUGUAUAUGACGAAAAUUUCACCUUACACGAUGGUAUAAACGACGGGUUUGUUAGAGAUUUUUGUAUGGGAUUGGAGAGAUUAAACGUGAGCUAUGGGGAGGUAAAAGAAAGGGCUAACAGUGUGGAUUUGGAAGCUCCGGUUGGAACUAAGAAGAAGUAUGAAGUGGCGACACUAGCGAAGGAGGUUGAAGACUUGUGUUACAUCUAUGGGUGUGACACGGUCAUUGACAUCGGAUCUGGGUUGGGCUACCUCGACCAGAUAUUCUACGAAGCGACCGGCCACAACGUUCUCGGUCUGGAAUGUAACUUGAGCCACUACGCACGAGCGGUCGAUCGUCAAAUGAAAUACCACGACAGAUCCCUCAAAAACGUCAUAUACCUCCAUCACCGAGUCACCAAAAACUCCGGUCAAGAAAUAGAGCAGAACCUUCGCGAUUACUUCAGGAAUCAUGGAGCUGUGUGCAUAACUGGUCUGCAUUCGUGUGGCGAUUUGGCAGUCGAAGGCAUGAGCGUGUUUUUCAAAAUGGAAGAUGCCAGGACGUUGAUAAUGAUGCCUUGUUGUUAUCACAAGAUGGAAAGGAGAGGGGAGCGCUUCGUGAAUUUCCCUAUGAGUGGGGUCUUAAAGGCGGUGUUUGAGAGACGGGAUGGGGAAGAACUAUUGGGUGUACCAUUCAUGAGGCUGGCUGCUCAUCCGACACAUAAUGGCAGGAGUUUGGAGCAGAUGGUGUUUAGUCUGAUGUCGAGGGCGGUGCUGCAGCUGUAUGCUUUUACGAAUAAAUGCAAAGUCAGCAGAAACCGUCGGAAAGCAGUCAAAGUGAAGAAAUGCGACACUUUUGAAGAUUACAUAACGCAAGCAGCGACGGAAGGCUUUACAUUGGUGCCAAACCUCCCCAUAUAUGGCGACAUGCCAAUAUCAGAUGAAGAUGAGCACCAUCAAAGAAUAAAUAACUUUGAUUUGGACAAACUAAGAGCUUUAUGGCAGAGUUACCCACAAUUGAAAUUUAAAAAGGCUGCUGUGUAUAUUUUAAUGCAAAACCUGAUGCAACCGGUGGUGGAAAACUUUCUUCUGUACGAUCGGUUGCUGUAUUUGAAAGAAAUGGGCGUGCAAAACUGCGAACAUAGGAAGUUUUUCAAUGAAGGACAGUCGCCCAGGUGUAUAGCGUUGAUUGCGGCGAAAGAAACCACAUAA
Molecule: messenger RNA, 1347 nt
Organism: Ostrinia furnacalis (Asian corn borer)
Lineage: Eukaryota; Metazoa; Arthropoda; Insecta; Lepidoptera; Crambidae
Product: protein RRNAD1-like
Exons: 3
Coding region: 1-1347 (448 amino acids)
Source: RefSeq, a predicted model, not a curated record